This is a messenger RNA of Striga asiatica, 2249 nucleotides long. Lineage: Eukaryota; Viridiplantae; Streptophyta; Magnoliopsida; Lamiales; Orobanchaceae. The record is from the annotation of a GenBank genome assembly.
UCUCUCUCUCUCUCUCUCUCUCGACGUUGAGCUUUCGCCGGCUUCCACCGCCAAGGCACGAGCUUUCUCAUCGCGUUUGCAGAUUACAUAGACAAUCUUGAUCUUCUUGCCUGUUUUGAUGUCGACCAAUUUUUAGCUGAAGCUGUAGGGCGCGCAGAAAUCGGAACACUCGCUCGCUCGUUGCCACCUCGAUUUGUUCUACCUGGAUUUCGUAGCCAUCUUAUUUUAAUCUCUUAAAUCUCGGAAGAAUAUAUCUUGAUGGACCUAUUGUGAUGACUUGGAGUACAUACCAUUAGGAGAAAAAGUGAUUUAGAGAUGGAAGAUGCCGAAAAGCUACCCAGUGGUUCGGGAAACAAUGUUCCUGAGUCAAAAAGUGAAGCCGUGAACGCUAAUGUUGAAAGCAAAAAAGAGAAUUUUACUGUAUCGGGCAAUGUAAUCGAAAUGGAGAACGUCAGAGAAGAUGUAAAUACAUGUUUAAAUGAAGAAAAGGACAACAACUGUAAUAACAAGGUGAACGAAGAAAGUAAUCACAAUACUGUGACCAAUGAGGAAGGGUCUGUUCAUGAAGAAAUCAGUACCAAAAGUGGGAAUGUUGAGAAAAUAAACGCUGAUGCAAAAGAUGGGCCGAAUGGUUGUGGUUCAGUGGAAAAACAAAUAGAUAUUGAGACUGGAGUGGUUGAACAAAAAUUUGCUAAUUGUGGGUUGCAAGAGAACCCAAAGGAGAAGGAGAUGGACAAUGAAAAUCAUGUGAAGGAUGUGGUAGAAAAACCUGAUGAAGAUGUUAAAGAGAAAAAUCCUGAAAAAAUCUGCGAGCUGAACUCGGAUGGUGCUGAAUGUGUUUCAUUAGAAGAAAAGACAAUGGAGACUGCUCAUGUGGACCAUGCGAAACUUUCUUCAAAUGAACCCCCUCAAAGGCAGGAAAUGGAGCUUGACAAUGUUCAGCACGUUGAGGAUGUGGAAAUGAAUGAUGCUGCUAGUUUGGAUAAAGAUGAAUCAGACCAAGAUAGUCUGAUGGGGCAAGGUAUGGAAACAGCUCUUCCUACUGAAACUGAUGGGGAUGACCGGACUGCUGUAGUUGCUGCUACACAUGAAGGGGAUGAUGCUUUGCGUCUGAACGAGCGUGAAGCUGCAAGAAUAGAUUCCCUUGGCGUAAAUUCUCCUGAAAAGGUUGAAGACAUGAGUGGAGAAACCUUCAAGUCUUUUUCUACUCAAUCAACACUGCCUUGGAUGGGAGAAGGCGAUGAUGGAACACUGGAGGAUCAAAUUGCAUUCAUGAAGGAACUUGAGAGUUUUCACAGGGAGAAGGCACUAGACUUCAAACCUCCCAAAUUUUACGGGCAGCCGCUAAAUUGCCUAAAGUUAUGGAGGGCCGUGAUUAAGUUGGGAGGCUACGACACGGUAACUGGAGCCAAAUUGUGGAGACAGGUUGGAGAAUCAUUUCAUCCACCAAAAACUUGUACUACAGUUUCUUGGACGUUCCGCAUUUUCUAUGAGAAGUCUCUUCUGGAAUAUGAAAAGCAUAAGAUACGAAUUGGUGAGCUUCGACUUCCCAUACCAACAGCCCCUGAAGCUUCUGGUGUUGAUGCUGAGGGAAGUGGUUAUCAGGGUUCAGGAUCAGGAAAGGCUAGAAGAGAUGCUGCUGCUCGUGGUCAACGUAUUUCUGGUAGUGAGGACAAGAAUGUGAGCAAUACGGCCAAACGUGAGAAGAUUAUAAAAAGUAUCGGCUCUCUUAAACAGAAACGACCAAAUGAAACAGAGCAUUCAAAUAAAGUUGCCAGAAGUGGUACACCUAAGCAACUGGUGCAGUCAGUUGUUGAUGUUGGGCCUCCAGCGGACUGGGUGAAGAUUAAUGUUCGCCAAACUAAAGAUUGUUUUGAGGUCUAUGCUCUAGUUCCUGGGCUUUUACGUGAAGAGGUGAUAACCUUACCGGCAAAAAUCGACACACUUCAGACUUCAGCCGUGGUUAGCUUGCAUGGACGUCUCUUUGUCCGGGCUCCUUUCGAGCAGUCUAAAUAAAUUAAAUUUGAUGGCACACCUCCUUCAAAUUAGAAUAUAUUUUGGAAGGAAGUUAUAAUGAGUCUUGUGAAUGUUCAAGCUUUNUGAUAGAGGUUUGAAGCUCUUCCUAAGUUUAGAUCAAGUUAUUUAGUGAAAAACACUGUGGAGGUUUUUCUUCAGCUUUGGCUGUCUCUGAUAAAAUGUAAGAUGGAUCUGGAUUUUUGGUUUAAUUAUUUAUUCUUUUAGAGAGCGAA